Molecule: messenger RNA, 261 nt
Organism: Trichomonas vaginalis G3
Lineage: Eukaryota; Parabasalia; Trichomonadida; Trichomonadidae
Exons: 1
Coding region: 1-261 (86 amino acids)
Source: RefSeq, a predicted model, not a curated record
AUGAACAUCGAUUAUAAACCAUUUACUAUUUACGUAAAUGAUGGAUCUGGUGGUUCAAACAUUAAAUAUGCAGAAAGUAAUAGAGUUUAUGCGUUAAAAGGUGAAGCACCAUCGAUUAAAAACAGUUAUUCUAAUCUUUAUCCUCAAAAACUGACUGAUCCAGAAAGUGUGGACAUGAAUGACACCAAAAAUAUAAACAGAAAUGGUGAUAGAGAUGGAUGGAAUCUAUUCACUACACCUCAUCUAAAAAUAAAGCUUUAA